Molecule: messenger RNA, 13455 nt
Organism: Saccostrea echinata
Lineage: Eukaryota; Metazoa; Mollusca; Bivalvia; Ostreida; Ostreidae
Product: mucin-4-like
Exons: 43
Coding region: 1-12993 (4330 amino acids)
Biological process (GO): cell-matrix adhesion
Molecular function (GO): calcium ion binding
Source: RefSeq, a predicted model, not a curated record
AUGAGGACAUCUUUUCUUUUGGCCUUAUUCCUUUUAUAUCUACCUCAAGAAAUAACAAGUUCUACCACCACAGAUGCAUUAACAACCGAAUCUAUAACUACUGAAGGCGUGACAACGUUGACAGUUACAUCUGAAGCUGCAACCACAGCUGAAACACUGAAUGUUACAACGGCAGAUGCAACAACAACUGAGGCUGAAACAACAACUGACGCUGAUACCACAACUGAAGCUGCAACAACUGAAGCUGGAACAACAACUGAAGCAGUUACCACGUCUGAGGCAGUGACCACAACUCAAGCUGAAACAACAACUGAAGCAGUUACCACAACCCAAACUGUUACUACAGAAGCUGCAACAACAGCUGAAGCAGCAUCAACGACUGAAACAGUUACCAAUAUUCAAGCAACAACAACUGAAACUGCGACCACAAAUGAAGCAGUUACCACAACUCAAGUAAUAACAACUGAAUCUGCAACAACAACAAUUGCAGAAACAACAACUGAAACAGUUACCGCUACUCAAGCUGCAACAACUCAAGCUGCAACAACUGAGACUGAAACAACAACUGAAGCAGUUACCACAACUCAAGCUAUAACAACGGAACCUGUAUCAACAACAGAGACAAUAACUUCGACUGACACUGUUACCACAACUCAAGCUGCAACAACUGCAACUGCAACAACAACUGAUGCAGAAACCACAACUGAAACAGCUACUACUACUCAAAGUGCAACAACUGAAAGUGAAACAACAACUGAAGGAAUUACCACAACCCAAGCUCCUACAACGGAACAUGCCACAACAACUGAUGAAGUAACGACGACUGAUGCUGUUACCACAACUGCAACAACAACUGAAGCAGCAACUACAACUGAAACAGCUACUACUACUCAAUUUUUAACAACCGAACCUGCAACAACUACCCAGGAAGUGACGACAAUUCAACCUCUUACAACAGAAACUGCAACAACAACUGAGACAGUAACUACGACUGAUGCUGUUACCACAACUCAAGCUGCAACAACUGAAACUGCAACAACAACCGAUGCAGAAACCACAACUGAAAGAGCUACUACUACUCAAAGUGCAACAACUGAAGGAAUUACCACAACCCAAGCUCCUACAACGGAACCUGCCACAACAACUUAUGCAGUAACGACAACUGACGCUGUUACCACAACUGAAACUGCAACAACAACUGAAGCAGCAACUACUACUGAAACAGCUACUACUACUCAAUCUGUAACAACCAAACCUGCAACAACUACCCAGGAAGUGACGACAACUCAACCUCUUACAACAGAAACUGCAACAACAACUGAGACAAUAACUACGACUGAUGCUGUUACCACAACUCAAGCUGCAACAACUGAAACUGCAACAACAACCGAUGCAGAAACCACAACUGAAACAGCUACUACUACUACUCAAAGUGCAACAACUGAAAGUGAAACAACAACUGAAGGAAUUACCACAACCCAAGCUCCUACAACGGAACGUGCCACAACAACUUAUGCAUUAACGACGACUGAUGCUGUUACCACAACUGAAACUGCAACAACAACUGAAGCAGCAACUACAACUGAAACAGCUACUACUACUCAAUCUGUAACAACCGAACCUGCAACAACUACCCAAGAAGUGACGACAACUCAACCUCUUACAACAGAAACUGCAACAACAACUGAUGCAGUAACGACGACUGACGCUGUUACCACAACUGAAACUGCAACAACAACUGAAGCAGCAACUACUACUGAAACAGCUACUACUACUCAAUCUGUAACAACCGAACCUGCAACAACUACCCAGGAAGUGACGACAACUCAACCUCUUACGACAGAAUCUGCAACAACAACUGAGACAAUAACUACGACUGAUGCUGUUACCACAACUCAAGCUGCAACAACUGAAACUGCAACAACAACCGAUGCAGAAACCACAACUGAAACAGCUACAACUACUCAAAGUGCAACAACUGAAAGUGAAACAACAACUGAAGGAAUUACCACAACCCAAGCUCCUACAACGGAACGUGCCACAACAACUUAUGCAUUAACGACGACUGAUGCUGUUACCACAACUGAAGCUGCAACAACAACUGAAGCAGCAACUACAACUGAAACAGCUACUACUACUCAAUCUGUAACAACCGAACCUGCAACAACUACCCAAGAAGUGACGACAACUCAACCUCUUACAACAGAAACUGCAACAACAACUGAUGCAGUAACGACGACUGACGCUGUAACCACAACUCAAUCUGCAACAACCGAAGCUGCAACUGAUGCAGCGACCACAACUGAAAAAGUUACUACUACUCAAGCUGAAACAACUGAACCUGUAACAACAACUGAGGGAAUUACCACUACUCAGACUGCAACAACAACUAAUGCAGCAACCACGAUGGAAACAGCCACUACUACUCAACCUGCAACAACAGAACCUGCUACAACUGAAGCCGUAACUACUACUGACGCUGUUACAACAACUGAACCUGCAACAACUGAUGCAGCAACCACAUCUGAAACAGUUACUACUACUCAAGCUGCAACAACAACUGAACCUAAAAAAACAACUGAAGCCGUAACUACUACUGACGCUCUUACAACACAACCUGCAACAACUGAAGCUGCAACAACAACUGAAGCUGCAACAACAACUGAAGCUGCAACAACAACUGAUGCAGCAACAACUGAAACAGCUACUAAUACUCAAGCUGCAACAACUGAACCUGCUACAACAACUGAAGGAAUUACCACAACUCAACCUCCUUCAACAGAAACUGCAACAACAACUGAUGCUUUAACGACGAUUGACGCUGUUACCACAACUGAAACUGCAACAACAACUGAAGUCGCAACUACGACUGAAACAGCUACUACUACUCAAGCUGUAAAUACUGAAACUGUAACAACUACACAGGCAGUAACGACAACCCAACCUCUUACAACAGAAACUGCAACAACAACUGAGACAGUAACUACGACUGAUGCUGUUAUUAUAUCUCAAGCUGCAACAACUGAAUCUGCAACAACAACUGAUGCAGAAACCACAACUGAUACAGCUACUACUACUCGAGCUGCAACAACUGAACCUGCAACAACAACUACACAGGAAGUGACGACAACUCAAGCUCCUACAACAGAACCUGCAACAACAACUGAUGCAGUAACGACGACUGACGCUGUUACCACAACUGAAACUGCAACAACAACUGAAGCAGCAACUACUACUGAAACAGCUACUACUACUCAAUCUGUAACAACCGAACCUGCAACAACUACCCAGAAAGUGACGACAACUCAACCUCUUACAACAGAAACUGCAACAACAACUGAGACAAUAACUACGACUGAUGCUGUUACCACAACUCAAGCUGCAACAACUGAACCUGCAAAAACAACUGAAAGAAUUACCACAACCCAAGCUCCUACAACAGAACCUGCAACGACAACUGAUGCAGUAACGACAACUGACGCUGUUACCACAACUGAAGCUGCAACAACAACUGAAGCCGCAACUACGACUGAAACAACUACUACUACUCAAGCUGUAACGACUGAACCUGUAACAACUACACAGGAAGUGACGACAACUCAAGCUACUACAACAGAAUCUGCAACAACAACUGAGGCAAUAACAUCGACUGAUAGUGCUACCACAUCUCAAGCUGCAACAACUGAACCUGCAACAACUGAAGGAAUUACCACACCUCAAGCUGCAACAACAACUGAUGCAGCAACCACGACGGAAACAGCCACUACUACUCAAUCUGCAACAACAGACCCUGCUACAACAACAACUGAUGCAGCAAGCACGACGGAAACAGCUACAACUACUCAACCUGCAACAACAGAACGUGCUACAACAACUGAAGUUGUAACUACUACUGACGCUAUUACAACAACUCAACCUGCAACAACUGAAGCUGCAACUGAUGCAGCAACCACAACUGAAACAGUUACUACUAAUCAAGCUGCAACAACUGAACCUGCAACAACAACUGAAGGAAUAACCACACCUCAGGUUGCAACAACAACUGAUGCAGCAACCACGACGGAAACAGCCACUUCUACUCAAUCUGCAACAACAGAAACUGCUACAACAACUGCAGUAAUAACUACGACUGAUGCUGUUACUACAACUCAAGCUGCAACAACAACUGAUGUAGAAACCACAACUGAAACAGCUACUACUACUCAAUCUGGAACAACUGAAAGUGAAACAACAACUGAAGGAAUUACCACAACUCAAGCUCCUACAACAGAACCUGCAACAACAACUGACGCAGUAACGCCGACUGACGCUGUUACCACAAAUGAAGCUGCAACAACAACUGAAGCAGCAACUAUGACUGAAACAGUUACUACUGCUCAAGCUGUAACAACUGAACCUGCAACAACUACACAGGAAAUGACGACAACUCAAGUUACUACAACAGAUUCUGCAACAACAACUGAGGCAGUAACAUCGACUGAUAGUGCUACCACAUCUCAAGCUGCAACAACUGAACCUGCAACAACUAAAGGAAUUACCACGACUCAAGCUGCAACAACAACUGAUGCAGCAAUCACGACGGAAACAGCCACUUCUACUCAAUCUGCAACAACAGAACCUGCUACAACAACUGAAGUCGUAACUUCUACUGACGCUGUUACAUCAAAUCAACCUGCAACAACUGAAGCUGCAACUGAUGCAUCAACCACAGCUGAAACAGUUACUACUACUCAAGCUGCAACAAAUCAAGCUGCAACAACAACUGAGGGAAUUACCACAACCACAACUCUGGCUGCAACAACAACUGAUGCAGCAACCACGACGGAAACAGCCUCUACUACUCAAUCUGCAACAACAGAAGCUGCUACAACAACUGAAGUAAUAACUACUACUGAUGUUGUUACUACAACUCAAGCUGCAACAACUGAACCUGCGACAACAACUGAAGGAAUAACCACAACUCAGGCUCAGACUGAAACAGUAACUGCUACUCAACCUGCAACAACAGAAUCUACUACAACAACAACUGAUGCAGUAACCACGACGGAAACAGCCACUACUACAACAACUCAAGUAAUAACAACUGAAUCUGCAACAACAACAAUUGCAGAAACAACAACUGAAACAGUUACCGCUACUCAAGCUGCAACAACUCAAGCUGCAACAACUCAGACUGAAACAACAACUGAAGCAGUUACCACAACUCAAGCUAUAACAACAGAACCUGUAUCAACAACAGAGACAAUAACUUCGACUGACACUGUUACCACAACUCAAGCUGCAACAACUGAAACUGCAACAUUAACUGAUACAGCAACCACAACUGAAAUAGGUACUACUACUCAAAGUGCAACAACUGAAAGUGAAACAACAACUGAAGGAAUUACCACAACCCAACCUUCUACAACAGAACCUGCAACAACAACUGAUGCAGUAACGACGACUGACGCUGUUACCACAACUGAGGCUGCAACAACAACUGAAGCAGCAACUACAACUGAAACAGUUACUAUUACUCAAGCUGUAACAACUGAACCUACAACAACUUCACAGGCAGUGACGACAACUCAACCUCUUACAACAGAAACUGCAACAACAACUGAGACAGUAACUACGACUGAUGCUGUUACCACAACUCAAGCUGCAACAACUGAAACUGCAACAACCGAUGCAGAAACCACAACUGAAACAGCUACUACUACUCAAAGUGCAACAACUGAAAGUGAAACAACAACUGAAGGAAUUACCACAACACAACCUCCUACAACCAUAACUGCAACAACAUUUGAGGUAGUCACAACGACUAGUAUGUCAACCGAAGCUGCAACAACAACUGAAACGUUAACAAAUACUCAAGCUGUAACAACUGAAUCUGCAACCACUAUGCAAGCGGCAACAACAACUGAAACUGUUACAACAACUGAAUCUGCAACAACAACACAGACUGUAACAAUGACUAAUGCUGCAACUGAUGCUGCAACAACAAUGCAAACUGCAACCACUACUCAAGCUGCUACAACAUCUGAAGCUGCAACAACUUCUGAAGCAUUAACCUCUCCUCAGCCUGCUACAACAACUGAAGCAGUAACUACUUCUGAACCUGCUAAAACAACUGAGGCUGUAACAACAACUGAGGCUGCAAUAACAACAGAAGCACUUACUACCACCGAGGCUCCAAAAGUGUCAACUACUGAGGCGGCAAAAAGUACUACUGAAGCAGUUACAAAUGUAAACGAACCUUUGCCAUUCGGAUCUGCCGAAUCAGACUUUAUUCUGACUGGGGAUGACAGAAUUGGCCAGACUUUGUCUGCUCCUACAGGAGUUUUCGUUGGUGAUGGCACAGCGGGAAUAUUUACCUCCGUACAGAUUGGAACGAACGGAAUAAUAGGAUUAGGUGAAAGAUACAACAGCAUCUCUGUUCGGGAUCUUUCUUCCUCUAGAACAAGUAGGCGGAAAAUCCUAUGUCCAUAUUGGGCCGAUCUGAUAGGGAACUCAAACAUGAAUGUAGAGGAUGGGAAAGUUUACUACAGAGGUUACAACAAAGGUGGUAACAAUGACCAGAAAAUACUUGACAGAGCUAACAACAUCGUGAAAACUUAUUUCAAAGAUUAUCCGAACUUUGAUUCGAUCUGGGUGGUCAAAGCGACCUGGUACAAGAUGAAUAUAUACGGUGAUCAAUCAAAAAAAUUAACUUUCCAAUGUCUUUUGAUCACGGACGGGGAAAAUACUUUUGUAGUAUUCAACUAUAUGGAUGUAGAUAUUAUCCCUAAAAAUAACCUGAAGAUUUCUAUUGGAUACCGUUACAAAGGGUUUUACGUUAGCAAUUCCUACAGCAACCAAGAUGGAGCUUUCAGAAUGAGUUCGAUCCAAGGAAAUACUGAACUGAAUGGUUUCUGGAUUUACAAGAUGACAAGUCUGGUGACCUUAAAUCCAGAGGAGAAAAAAUGCUUUAACUGGUACAUAGAAAACAAGCUGAGGGGAGUGGACACACGUCUCAAACGUCUGAGGUGGUGGAGUAGGUUACAGUGUCCAUGUAACAGUCGUCUGCUGAGAUUAUCUCCCCGGUUUAGGGUCAAUAGAGUUGACCUACAGAACAACCUCAUCUGCUACGCUUCAAUGACUGCUCCUGAAAGUGCUGAAUGCUGCUACUCCAUGAAUUGGCGUGGAAGACCCCGUGGCGCCCGCACAAACGCCAUUCCAUAUGCCGGUAGUCUACUGGAAUACAGUCCAUUUUUCAGAACAAGACUGUAUUAUAUCAAUGAUUUUGAUGCCAAGGAAACCUGCUGUAAUUCUGGGCACUGUAACUGGUACUACGAAGUCAGACCCAGAACUAGAUGUUUCCGCAGAUCACGAUUUAGGCCUGCUCGGUUUUUCGGUGACCCCCAUAUUGCAACAUUGGACGGCGGUCAAUACACAUUCAACGGCUAUGGUGAAUACACCAUGAUGAAGUUUGACGUAGGGGGUGCUCAGUUUGAACUCCAGGGGCGGACUGAUCUUGCCCUCUCUGCUAAUGGAACUAAAAUCAACGCCACAAUUUUCAGUGCGUUUGCAGCCAAAGACCAGUCCAAUGCAUCUUUCCAGGUGGAACUGUCUAGAAACAGAAAUAAAAUGUAUAUUCGUGGAAAUGGACGCGACCUGACAAUUGAAUUCGACAAUGAUCCAGAAUUCUCUUUUCUUACGGAGGAUAUUUCUAUUUCGAGAGAAAACGAAACUGUUACGGUUACAUUUUUACAAAGCUCUGUGUCAGUAACGAUCAGUAAGGGUGUCGGAUUUCUGACCUGUGAGAGCGUGGUUAGCGAGGAAUACAAGGGAAACGUUAGUGGUCUAAUGGGAAACUUUGAUGGGGAUAAAAACAACGACUUCAUAUUGCCAAACGGCACCUUACUUACAGGGGACAAAGUAAACACAGAGAGAAAUAUCUACAAUAAUUUCGGACAAAUGUGGAGUGUUAGUGAGAGUACUUCACUGUUUCAUUAUGACAUCGGAUACUCACAAUCAGAUUUCUCACAUCCCGACUUUGUCCCAUUCUUCAUUGACGAAUUUUCUGAGGAGGAACGAAAUGCGUCCAUUACUGCUUGUGGUGGUGCAUCGGCCACACAGGCUUGUAUAUUUGACUUCCUGGCAACGAAGGACCAAAACCUAGCAAUAUCCUCAGGUGGUGAACAGACUUCAUUCGAGACCGAGAGUGCAACUGCAGAUAAUGAAACUCCAGAUAUAGAAUUAGAAGGUGGCGAUCAAAUUUUGGCGGAGGUGAAUCGAUCUGUAGAAAUUAAGUUCAAUGCUUCAGACGACGGGACAUACACUUAUCAAGUUCUCCAGGAGCCAGGCUCUGGGUUCAGCCUUAACACCAGCUCCGGCAUAGCAACAUGGACGCCAACUGACACUAGUGUUGUUAACAUAAGCGUGACUGUGGUUGAUGAUAAGAAUGUUGCAGCCUCUCCGGUAGAUGUCGCUAUUGUAUUAUGUAGUGGUUGUAACAACCAUGGAACGUGUAACUACAAUAGUACCAGAACCAGUUCUAGCAGCAUGUUUAAUCUUGCUGUCUGUGUGUGUGACACGGGAUACGAUGGUGAUGAUUGUGAGAAUGAUGAAGAUGCCUGCCUUCAGAGUCCAUGUGCUCUGGACAGAAACUGUACUGACUUGACCCCUCAGGAAGAAGUAGCUCUGGGUCGAGGCUACAAUUGUACAGACUGUCCUACCGGUUAUCAGGAUGUGGACAAUAAAUGUGAAGAUAUCAAUGAGUGUAACACUACAAAUCCUUGUGACUCCGUGACACAGCAAUGUGAAAACACCGAGGGAAGCUACCUGUGUAAUUGUAAAGAUGGCUACUGGAAAGUCGGUCAGACAUGUCAAGAUAUUGAUGAAUGCACAGAAAGUACAUCUGGCUGUGAGCAGAUUUGUAAAAACUCCCCUGGAUCAUUUAGCUGUUCCUGUGUAGUGGGGCAUACCCUCAACAGUGACAACAAAACAUGUACCAGACUAGGAACAGACAUUUGUGCUACCUUUAAUCUGAGUUGUGAAUACACAUGCGAUAACUCCACUGGAACCUUUUCCUGUAUAUGUCCUAGGGGGUACCAACUAGAGACAAAUGAACAAAACUGUACAGAUAUUGAUGAAUGUGAAAGCGAUGUCUGUUGUCAAGAAUGUGACAACUCUGUUGGAUCCUUCACGUGUUCCUGUCUUGCUGGCUACACACUAAAUUCAGACAAAACAUCAUGUUCACCGUGCAUUCCACCAAAUUAUGGCGACAACUGUACCCAGGUGUGCCAGUGUGGAGCGGGGGUAGACAGGUGUGACCCAGUUACUGGUUGUGUCUGUUUGUCCGGAUGGACGGGAACUAAGUGUGAUAAGGAUAUAGAUGAGUGUACAGUAAAUCCGUUAAUCUGUGGUACAGACAAGGAAUGUCAGAAUCUUCAGGGAUCCUACACGUGUAACUGUAGGGAAGGAUAUGUCAAAAAUGGAACAAACUGCAUUGACAUUGAUGAAUGUGCCACUUCUGGAACCAAUAACUGCACUGCGUCCACGUCUACGUGUAGGAACACUGACGGUAGUUAUACAUGUCAGUGUACAACAGGCUACAUUCAGAAGAACGCGUACGAAUGUCAAGAUUUUGAUGAGUGCGCUGCUGGUACUGACGGCUGUUCCCAGACAUGUACAAAUGUUGAUGGCGGGUUUAACUGUGGCUGCCAGUUUGGUUUUGCUCUGGGAGAUGACAGGAGGACGUGUGAAAGAGUUGCUGACAUCUGUUCGCUGUUCCCCUCCCUUAACUGUAGUUACGGUUGCAAGCAAGACCAAAAUAACGAAAGCAUAGGUUACUGUUUCUGUGAGGCGGGCUAUGUUCUUAAUGCUCAGGAUCAACAGUCCUGUAUUGAUGUGAACGAAUGUCUAAAUUCCACACAGAACAAAUGUUCUGUCCCGAACAGGUGUGUCAAUAUUCCAGGGUCCUAUAAUUGUACAUGUCCAACAGGGUACUCACUAGAAAACGAUGGAAGAACAUGUACAGUAUGUGACGGAUUUUACUAUGGAGAUAACUGCGCAACACCUUGUAAUUGUGGAGUUGGUGCUUCAAAUUGUGACAAUGUACUUGGAUGUGUAUGCAAAACAGGCUGGGCCGGAGCAAAAUGUGAUGCCGAUAUUGACGAAUGUGCUACUAGUAACCCUUGUACUGGGGCCAAUCAAGUGUGUCAGAACACUCUAGGAUCAUAUCAGUGUUUGUGUGGCACCGGAUAUAAUGAAACCUCACCAGGAGUUUGCAAAGAUAUCAAUGAAUGCAAUACCAAUCCAUGUAGUCAGACUUGUACAAACACUCCCGGAAGUUAUUCCUGUAGUUGUAGGGCGGGAUUUAGAUUGGUUGAAACAACACAAUGUGAGGAUUACGACGAAUGCUCUGCCCCUGUGAAUCCCUGUGAUCAAGUAUGCGGAAACACUAUAGGAAGUUUUAGGUGUUUGUGUAACACAGGGUUCCUUCUGAACACCACGACGAGAACUACAUGUUAUGCAAGAACUUUUUGCACAAAUACUACUUUCAACUGUUCACAACGAUGUGGAGUCAAUGAAGACGGAUCAGAAUAUUGCUUCUGUGACUCUGGGUACAGCUUGAAUAGUACAGAUGGGGUCUCCUGUGAUGAUAUUGACGAAUGUUCCCCGAAUCCAUGCAGUGAAAAUUGUACCCAGAAUGCACCUGGUGCCGGAUACUUUUGUUCCUGUGCUCCAGGAAAAAAGCUGGAUGUAGACCAGAGAACAUGUAUUGACUGUGAAUUUGGAAAGUAUGGCCUCAAUUGUGCAACCAAUUGUACAUGUGACAUCCAGAACACUCUUUCCUGUGACAAAGUAUCCGGAACCUGCACAUGUAAAGCAGGCUGGGAAGGAACCACCUGCUCCAGUGAUAUAGAUGAAUGUCAGAAUGCAACAAUAUGUCCAGUCAACUCUGUAUGUUCAAACACUAAUGGAUCCUAUUCGUGUAUUUGUAAGACCGGAUAUUCUCUCGUCGGUGGACAAUGUGUUCAGUGUUCGAGCACAACAUACGGUCAGAACUGUGCCAGUCAGUGUACGUGUGAGUUCAGUAACACUCAGUCAUGUGACAAACAGAAUGGAACAUGUUACUGCAGUGCUGGAUGGCAGGGUAUCAACUGUACAGAGGAUGUCCCAGAAUGCACCAAUGAUCCCAGUAUAUGUGGUGAUAAUUCAACUUGCACUGAGCAAACAGGAUCAUAUCUCUGCACUUGUAAUGCAGGCUAUGAGAAGGACUCGGGUGGAAAUUGCAUAGACACCAAUGAAUGUAUUCGUGGUACAUCGAACUGUGAUAGCAAUGCAGCAUGCAAAAACACUAAGGGCGGGUUUACAUGUAACUGUAAUCCUGGUUUUUCCGGCGAUGGACAAACUUGUUCAGAAGUACCUACAACAACGGAGGAAACAACCACAUUCUCAUUUGUUUCAACGUCUUCAAUUGGUUCUAUUACUUCAACCACUGAUGAUACAACAUCAGACGAAACGGUGACAUCUGGUGGCUUUACGUCGACACAAGCAAUCACAACAGACCAACAAACAGCAUCAGGGCAAAAAUCUACUACAGGGGCUGCAUCAUCUGCACAACCGUCAACCACAAGUUCUGGAAGUUCUGUUCAACCUACCUCAACUGCUAUGUCGUCGGCUCAACCAACAACAGAUUCAGUCACAUCUGCCCAACCGACAACUGAAGGGGUGACUUCUGCCAAACCAGCAACUACAGUUUCAUUGACAUCUGUAAAGCCAGUAACAACCGAUUCCGUUACAUCUGCCCAACCAGUUACUACUGACCAGAUGACAUCAAGUCAGGCUGUUACUACUGACUCACAAGUCUCCACCCCACAGUCUACCAAUCUGCCUGUCUCUACGGGCGGGGUCACGACGGAAGUACAAUCCACAACCGGUGGGGCUCCUGUCACUACGUCAGAAGCUGUUACAACUGAAACUUCAACCGCCCCAGUAACAACACAGUCAAUAACAACAGAAGCUGUAACCACUGAAACCUCAACUGUCCCAGUAACAACCCAGGCAACAGCAGCACCUACCACUUAUCAACCAGCAUCCAAUGAAAGAGUUUUCUCAUCAACAUUUACUUUUAACAUAAAUGGAAAUGCUGCAGAAAUAGAAGCCAUUAAAGAAGAGAUGAAAACAGCUCUGACAGCACUUUACCAGGCUAGAAUUACCGGAUUCAUAAAAGUCAUUAUAAUCGACAUCAGAUUUGGAAGUGUGAUUGUCCAACACAGCGUCGUGACGUCAAGUUCAUCUGUGGAUCAGACACGGAGCGAUUUUGCAAAGACAUUGAAUAGUUUGGCUACUGGAAGUCUGACAGUAACAUACAAUAGCACACAAAUCCCCUUGCAAUCUAUAAACGUCACAGACUCUAACGGGAAUACCAAAACUAUUAGUAUAUCGUCCAGUUCCACUAGCUGUACAGUAUUUGACACUAUCAAUACGUGUCCAGCUGGUCAACGUUGCUCUGAAAUAGAUGGAUUAGUUAAGUGCAGGGAAAUAGAAAGUGACGACUCCUUUAAGCUGAUUGUGGGACUUGGCGUAGGAAUCCCUCUGUUCUUUAUAGCUAUCCUAGUUCUAGCGAUUAUUUGUAUAUACUACCGUAGACGGAAGUACAGAAAGAGCUCAUUAAGUUCUGAGGAAGAUGACCUAGAUAGGACAAUGCACACAGAGGGCUUCUUUAAGUCGGGAAUCCCCACAAAGAUUGACAGCUGGGGUAGACGUGGUCCCUAUUCACUGCGGAACUGGGGAGAUGACUCAAGUAUAUCAGAUAUGAAUGAACGAAGGGGAAGAGGCGGGGAUGGAUUUGAUAAUACAUACCGUGGGGGAAGAGAAGUCUACAUGUAUGAUAAUGGAGCAAAAUCUAAUUUUUCCUGGGAUUUUAUGUAUCAAGCACUAGAUCCCAAUACACAAUAUCAAAUUAAACGACCUCAGGCUGAGACCAGACCGCAUCCACUUUAUAAAAAAUCUGACCCUUAGACUCAGGGUAUUGAUCUGAAAUCCAUACUCUUCCAUAAAUGUGCCAAGUCAAAUGCUAUCAUCAGGAUCUUGUGAUUUGUCAUUCCAUUAACAGUUUAUUCGUUUGUAUGCAUUGGUUUUACACUGAGACAUUUAAUUCAUCCUGUUCUUUUCGUUGAGAUGCAUAUCAUAAGGUACCAAGUGCAAUGCCUCACCUUCAGGAACAUUUGAACCCCUAUCUGAUUAAAAGGAUGGAAUAUCAAAUGAUUUGGAAAUAGCAUUCUCUAGGAAACAUGAAUCUUAUUGCAUAAUUUUUCGUGUUUUAAAUUGUGUUCAGAUAUUAUACGAUAUAUUAGGCUAAAAAUUAUCGACAAAACUUAUUAAUGAGUUUUAUCAUUUAUUUUAUAUGUAAACUUGACAAAUUCCAUUUAUGUAUUAGCUUUGUUAGAGUUUGUUAGAGUUUGAUUACUAUUGUUUUAUCUG